CAACCCACUGAUGAAGUUCGGAUCAUCGCCGUCUUUUUCAGUGUGAGACUAUAAAAGGCUCUGCAUUACAGGGGACUAGUUUGCUCAGCAGGAAGUUGUCGACAAUCUUCAGAGCAUCUCCAACAGAACAGACAAGUGUGAAGAUGAAGGCGUUGAGUUGGUGGCUUAUGCUGGUGGGUUCACUUAGACUGGUCUCUGUUUGGUUCGGCUUCUUCGACAUAUGGGCUCUCCGUCUUGCUGUCUACUCCAAAUCCCAAAUGACUGAAGUUCAUGGAAGGACAUUUGGGGUCUGGACUCUCCUUACUUGCACACUCUGCUAUCUUUGUGCCUUGAACCUCGACAACAAGCCACUCUACCUAGCUACCUUUCUGUCAUUCAUCUAUGCACUUGGUCAUUUCUUGACAGAGUACCUAAUCUACCAGACCAUGGCCAUUGCAAAUCUGUCAACAGUUGGCUUUUUUGCAGGCACAUCAAUUACAUGGAUGUUGUUGCAGUGGAAUUCACAUCAAGCUCAAGCUGCACUGAAAUCAGAAUAAAGUGUCUGAUUACUGCUUCAGCUUUCUCCACAUUUGUUAAUUAAUCUCCUUUUCCAGUCAUGCUUUGUUCUCAAGAACUGCUUUAGUUUUGAUGCCCAUCUAUCACACUGAGAUUUUCCGUAACAGUGAGAAUUUAGAGGUCUACCUAUAGACCAGUGAGAAGAAAAUUCUUGAGUCACCUUCAGACUUUUAAAUUGAAAAAGUUAAGAGAAACAAAAUUGUACUCAUUCAGUUGGAACUUUCAGUUGUUUAUAGUAGCCUUUGUGUAAAAGUACUGAUGUUCUUUUUCAGUAAGAAAAUAGUCAUUGA
Messenger RNA from Argentina anserina (silverweed cinquefoil), 845 nucleotides. Its product is annotated as ergosterol biosynthetic protein 28. Gene Ontology annotation, molecular function: protein-macromolecule adaptor activity. Gene Ontology annotation, cellular component: endoplasmic reticulum; membrane. Lineage: Eukaryota; Viridiplantae; Streptophyta; Magnoliopsida; Rosales; Rosaceae. The record is from RefSeq and is a predicted model, not a curated record. Bases 144 to 536 code for a protein of 130 amino acids. The transcript is spliced from 3 exons.